Messenger RNA from Naegleria fowleri, 645 nucleotides. RefSeq lists its product as uncharacterized. Gene Ontology annotation, biological process: Golgi ribbon formation; vesicle-mediated transport. The record is from RefSeq and is a predicted model, not a curated record. The transcript is spliced from 2 exons. Gene Ontology annotation, cellular component: membrane. NCBI's taxonomy places the organism in Eukaryota, Heterolobosea, Eutetramitea, Acrasida, Naegleriidae. The coding region runs from base 1 to 645 and encodes 214 amino acids.
AUGAAUCACAACCAUUCGUCUUCUUCCUUCUCAUCAUCAUCGGAUCAGCCUCAAUUACGAUUUGCGAUGGUUGGAGUGUUUCGGGAGGCUCUUGAUUCUUCUAAUUUAUUAUUCAAUAAUAACAUCUCCCAAUAUUAUGAAUCUCAAAAUAACAGCUCUAAUGAACCAUCAUCCUGUAUUUUAAUUGGUGAAUACUAUCGAGGCUUAACCAGCAGUGCUCAAAUCUCUCAACAACAUCAGGCUCAAAUGACUCGUCAAAUUUGUUUGAAAAUUGGAGAUAAAGAUCGAAUGGCUCAUUACAAUAAUUUAGAAAAUGAUAAAAUUUACAAAUUGAAAAAUCAAAUUGAUGCUACCAAAGAUGUCAUGAUUUCUAAUAUUGAUAAAGUGAUUGAGAGAGGAGAACGAUUGGAUGUGUUGGCAGAAAAGACUGAUGAGCUACAAGAUCAUGCAUUUACCUUCAAAACAAAAAGUAAGAAGCUGAAAAAUACCAUGAAAAAGAGAAUUAUUCUACUCGCACUGAUAUUGAUUGUAAUUUUUGUAAUCAUUGUUCUGAUUGCAGUGUUUGCUGGUUGCAAUUUUCCAUCCUUUGAUAGAUGCAGAGUUUCUUCCAACAAUAAUAAUAAUAAUAAUGGAAAUAACAAUUAA